GUGUGUGUGUGAGUGAGUGAGUGUGCUGCUUGUACAUUGGUUUAUUGUGCCACCAAGUUCAAAACAAUCCUUUGACAAAUGGAGAAACUGAUACAUUUUUAAAAAUGUAAACAGGAGUGGACAAAAUAAAAUACCAUGCAUCUAAAACCUUGAACCUACUUAUUAUAAUCCAGUUACAAUCUUUUUUGUUUUUUAAUUUAAUCAUCUCUCAUUUAUAAUUUUGUUACCUUUAACUUUGUAUAGAGGAGCAGAUGGAAGAACCGUCCUCGCCAAGAAAACAAGUCGUUUUUCUAGUUUGACGGCAAGGGGAGUUCAGCAUCAAAAAAUGGUCAAAUAUUUACUGUUUUGUCUGUGUUCUGUUUGCUGAAGCAGCUAAAAUGCUAACUACUGUACAGUACUGGCUCCUCCAGAAUCAGCUGUUUAUCACAGAGGGUCUGAUGGAAUUCUGUUAUAAUCUCGUCAAAGGAAAAUCCCAAAACAUUUAUUUGUGCUCGUGCUCUGGUUGUUUGUUUGUUUGUUUGUUUGUUUUUGCAGCCGUCUUUAUUGUAUGUUUGCAUUUGACCAUGUGAGCAACAGUCAGCUCUUCAAGCCAUUCUCCAUCUAUCACUUGGCUGUAAUUUAAUCAGGAACCGCGUCUCAAUCAGAAACUGGGUUGGCCGCCACUCCCAGCACAAGUCACCAUGUCUGCACUGUCCCUGCCAAACAGAGAGACACACAGAAGGAGAGGACAGAAAAUACAGAGCAGGAAUUUGUGUUUAGCCAUGAAGUGAGAAACAGAUUUGGGGAGAAGCAGAUGCUGCAGCUGCCACUUUUCUCUGCCUCGGAGGACCUGGGCUGCCGACGUGGAGACUUCAGCAGAAAACACUAUGGGUCAGUGGAGCUGCUGAUUUCCAGUGACGCAGACGGGGCCAUUCAGAGGGCAGGACGCUUCAGGGUGGAGAAUGGCUCAUCAGAUGAGACCUCAGACUACACUCCAGGAACCUGGAGGAGAACCGAUGUCCAUCUGGAGAACCCGGAGUACCACACCAGAUGGUUCUUUAAAUACUUCCUGGGAAAAGUUCACCAGAACUACAUUGGUACCGAUGCAGAGAAGAACCCCUUCUACCUUUCUGUCGUCCUCUCCGACCAGAACAAUCAGCGGGUCCCUCAGUACCGGGCGAUUCUCUGGAGAAAGUCGGGCACUCUGAAGAUCAGCCUCCCCUACAGUCCCACCAAAACACUGUCGGUCAAAUCCAUCCUCAGCGCGAUGAACAUGGACCGGUUCGAGAGAGGCCCCAGAGAGAUUCUCAACCCGGAGAUUCAGAAGGAUCUGCUGGUGUUGGAGGAACAGGAGGGAUCUGUCAACUUUAAAUUUGGUGUCCUGUACGCCAAAGACGGACAGCUAACAGAUGAUGAGAUGUUCAGCAACGAGACGGGGAGCGAGAGCUUCGAGAAGUUCCUCAACCUUCUGGGCGACACCAUCACGCUCCAUGGUUGGGCAGGGUACCGUGGUGGGCUGGACACCAAGAAUGACACUACAGGAAUCAAAUCCAUCUACACGGUCUAUCAGGGCCACGAGCUCAUGUUCCACGUGUCCACCAUGUUACCUUACUCCAAAGAGAACAAACAGCAGGUGGAACGGAAAAGGCACAUUGGAAAUGACAUUGUUACUAUAGUAUUCCAAGAAGGAGAUGACGCAUCAUCGUCCUUCAAACCAUCAAUGAUCCGAUCACACUUCACCCAUAUUUUUGCAUUAGUUAGGUAUAAUAGCCAGAAUGACAGUUACAGGUUGAAGAUAUUCUCAGAGGAAAGUGUUCCGCUCUUUGGACCCCCCCUCCCGUCUCCACCUGUGUUUACUGAUCACCAUGAAUUCAGGGACUUUUUACUAGUCAAAUUAAUUAAUGGAGAGAAAGCCACACUGGAGACGCCAACGUUUGCCCAGAAGCGUCAGCGGACCCUUGAUAUGUUAAUCCGCUCUCUGUACCAGGACCUAAUGCCUGACCUGCACAAGGUUCCUUUUUCUCCCCAGAACAUGUUAAAUCGCCGAUCGUUCAGCGACGUUUUGCCGGAGUCGCCGAAAUCGGCGCGCAAGAAGGAGGAGGCGCGACAAGCUGAAUUUGUGAGAAUAGGACAGGCUCUAAAACUGAAGACCAUCGUAAGAGGAGACGCUCCAACUAGUCUGGUCACGACUGGUCUGUGCAGGAAAGAGCCCUGGGAGUCCCAGUCCUUCUGCAGCACUUUCCCCUACGAGAUUGUGUGCGCUGACUCCUGGGGUCAGCAGUCUCUGCUGGCCGCCACAGACACAGCGGGGGUAAUGCUGCUGGACGGCCCUGAUCCAGCGCUCCCCAACACUGAAACGCAGGCUCUGCCCCCGGUGCAGGUUUUUGACAGAACAAUGGUGGUGAAGCAGCUGCACGUUCUGGAGCCUCAGGACCUGCUCAUCACCAGGGCAGACAAAGGGAAGGAUGCUCGGCUCUAUGUGUUCAGACUUGGCGCGCUCAAAAGAGGCCUGGAAGAGAGGCAGCUCGUCAGAAGCAAGUGUGACAGCCGGGAAAAUAAGCUGGAGAAAACCAAAGGCUGUCACUUGUACUCUAUCAACACCCACCACGGCUCAGAGCUGAGGAUAGUAGCAGCCAUCAGGAACAAACUCCUCCUCAUCACCAGGAAACAGCCACGGUCUGAAGGCUCUAACGCCGUCUCCACAGGAGCAGACUCUCCAGUGGAGGAGUUUCAGUACAUACGGGAGAUCUGUCUGUGCGACCCGCCUGUGGUGAUGGCGCUGGUGGACGGGCCGACGGGUGAAAAUGACAACAUGAUCUGUGUGGCCUACAAGCAUCAGUUUGACCUGAUCAAUGAGAGCACUGGAGACGCCUACAGGCUACACCACGUCGAUGCCAACAGGGUCAAUUUUGUCGCAGCUAUUGAUGUGUACGAAGACGGAGAAGCAGGUCUGCUGUUGUGUUACAACUAUAUUUGUUACUAUAAGAAAGUAUGUCCGUUCAGUGGCUCCACACCCAUGAUCCAGUCCAACACUUCUGACUUCCACUUCAGCUGGAACCAGAUGCCCAACGCUAUUGUUUGUGCAUUUCCUUACAUCCUGGCAUUCACAACUGACUCCAUUGAGAUUCGACUGGUGGUGAAUGGCAACCUCGUGUACACCGCAGUGGUCCCAGAGCUGCAGUUGGCCGCUUCACGAUCGGACAUAUAUUUUCUUUCGUCAGCUCCAGUCAGCUCGGCCUCCAAUUGCAGUUCAAGGGAUACCAGCUCCCAGAGUUCACCUCAGACGCCCACUGGCUACGAGAUGCCCGUCUUCCCCUCGCCGCUCGGUGAUGAUUCUAUACGGAUCCCCUAUGGUACCAAGCUUUCCCUGUACAUGUCUAAGGACGCAGAAGGCGAAGCAGCUUGUAAACACAUCUUCAAGAUCCCUCUGUGUAACCUGGUGGGCCGCAGCAUUGAAAGACCCCUCAAGUCCCCUCUGGUCAACAAGGUGCUGACAGCGCCAGCUCCUGUCACGGUGGCCCCCACUCCCCUCAUCUCUGCAACACAUUCACUGUCGCUGUCCCGCAUGGAGAUCAAAGAGAUAGCUAGCCGCACACGCAAAGAGCUGCUUGGCUUGACAGAGGAACCGAGUGGGAAGUCGGAUAGUGGAACAGUCAAACAGAGGAAGAUGAGCAAAAAGAACACGGAGGAAGAGCCUAAACCCCGAGCGCUGACGUCCACAAACAGUGACAGGUUAGCGUCAGACUCUUUUGAGGCAGACUUAGACAUCCAGCUGCACUGUUCCACCAGUCUGGAGGCCGAGCCAGAGAAGGCGGUGCUGCAGGCAGAGAACCUGCCCCUCACCAGCGCUUUUGCCCUCCCUACGUCGUUUGAAGAAGAUGUCUUGGACCUAAAAUGAAGACAAUCCCCCAUCAUGCACUUCUCUGCCCACCCCCGUAUUGUCUGUCACAUUUUCUCAUCUUGAAUGGGUUGUUUUUAGGUUGAUGUUUGUUGGAGCCUUUGUUGUUGGCAGUCUUUGGUUGUUAUCCUUGUAUCCUGGGUCUCUCAUUCAUCGGACAAAUAGGUACGGUGGGAGUUCCGAAGCCGUUUCUGUGCGUGUGUGCGUGCGUGUUUGUUUUCCUGAGCUGCUCUCAGCCACUGUGCGUUAGUUGUUGUUGGUUGCCCCGCAGCAAAUAACCCAAAGAGGUGUCAUCGGUGUCAUGUGAAAUGCUGUGGUGUGUUCAGAGUUCUGCAACUGCUUUUGAGACAAGGUUAUCGGUUCGAUCCCAGACCACAGUGCGAAUGUAAACCUAGCGUGGCGAAAGGUCUUCGUGUUCACGCUGCCCUCGGACGUUUCUGGAGCUUCUUACAGUACAUGUUGUAAAUUCUGUGAUUAUUUCCAAAUUCACUUUCAAAUGUUGUAUGAUAUGCAUAUGUGCGUGUACAUCUGUUUAUACAUGGAAAUGCCUUCACAGUGUGUGCUCGUCAUGCCUGUGACGCAUACUUAUAGAUCUAUAUAAAUCCAUUCUAUUCCCAUAUUUAGUAAAACAAAAAACAAAAAAAAAACUAUGAUGUUUUUGGUUCUCUGCACAUAUUGGACCUUAUUCUCCUCCUUACUCACAGCACACAGGAAGACAGGGCUGGAGGCAAAGUCUCCCACAAGUGCCAGUUCCCAUCAUCCUUCACUCGGCUAAACCUCAAGUAUUUCGGUGUCUGACAGCAAACAGCCAUGAUUACAGUGGACGCCGUCGGUCCCGUCACUGACCGAAGGCAGUUCUGAACCCUGAAUCUGCAUGACCCUCCUCUAAUAUGUGUGUGUGUGUUGUGUCUUUCAUAUAAACAAAAGCUUCUUCCGAAAUCUUGCGUCUGCGAUAUUAAAUCUAAGACUUAUCUGCAUAAAAACACAUCUUCAAUCACGAGUCCAUCUUUAAAAAAAAGGGAAAAUUAUGUUUUACCGUCAUACAAAUCACUAUCAGGUCCGAUACCCGUCUGCUCGGACCAAGACCUCCAAGUCCCCCCAUGUUUAAAAAAGAACAGGAGAACAUUUGAAGAGAUUAGCCCAUAAUUAUGUUUAUUGCACAAAAUCUGUUCUGGUUACAUCAGGGCGGGAAAUCAGGAUCCAGAAUUUAAAACCAAAGCAGCCUUGAGUUGUAAUAAAGUAGAAUUAUAAUUAAUAUAACUGUUGUGAAACAUUUGAAAGUGUAACUGCAAAAAUAACCAUGCUGAAGUUUCAGCACAGCCAGGUCUGCUAAUGUUAUCUGUAAUUUUACAGAUAACUCCGCUGUUGUUUUUAAUUCACCCUGUCUGGACUACAAAAACGGACUCUUUUAUUGCAUGUGAUCAGGUGAAAAGCAGAUAAAGGAAUUAUACAGGUUGUUUAAAGGCCAAUGUUAAAGUUAAAGUCAGUUUAGUUGAUGUGAAAUCCCAGUUCAUAAAGUCCUGCAUUGAGCUGUGUUUCAGUGUUUGCUCCUAGAUAUUUAUUCUUUUGAAACAGUCGCAUAAAUUGCACUUUUUUUUAAAACCAUGCUUUCGUAAUCAAAUUCAAAACGGCAUAUGACGUAUAAACAAAGAACAAACAAACAUGGCUCAUCGAUGAUCAUUUACGAGCAGUGGUCGCGCUUUUUCCAUAACGUGAGCGCCCCUACGUGGUGACUCACAACACAACGGGUCGUGCAUGAAUUUUUUUUUCUCCCUCGUGCAUUUCUCCCUGUUCUUCUGCCUGUAUCAGUGUGAAUUGUUCAGACUCUAUAACAUAACAUUAAAAAAAACUUUAAUGGGACUAAACAAGGGAAACGGCGGAAGUUUAAGUCUUUAUUGCUCUGAAUGUGAGUUUGGGUGAUGGGGGAGCUCUCGUACUCCCACCCCUGUUUCCUUUUCUUGUGUGUUCUUGUCACGUACUCUAUUUUUUUCUACCUCCCUUUGGCAUUUUCACUGUUUCUUCGUUUUUUGUUGUUUUCUUCUGUUGUAUUUGAACUUAUAUUUACUGUUUAGACUGUUGCUGAACCUCUCUGUGAUAUCAAAAUGAAGGAAAAAUAACACACAAAAAAACAAAACAAAACAAAACAAAAAAAAAACACCAAGUGUCUUAAAUUAUUGUA
Molecule: messenger RNA, 6056 nt
Organism: Cynoglossus semilaevis (tongue sole)
Lineage: Eukaryota; Metazoa; Chordata; Actinopteri; Pleuronectiformes; Cynoglossidae
Gene: garnl3
Product: GTPase activating Rap/RanGAP domain like 3
Exons: 31
Coding region: 794-3877 (1027 amino acids)
Biological process (GO): regulation of small GTPase mediated signal transduction
Molecular function (GO): GTPase activator activity
Source: RefSeq, a predicted model, not a curated record